Molecule: messenger RNA, 516 nt
Organism: Aspergillus campestris IBT 28561
Lineage: Eukaryota; Fungi; Ascomycota; Eurotiomycetes; Eurotiales; Aspergillaceae
Exons: 2
Coding region: 1-516 (171 amino acids)
Source: RefSeq, a predicted model, not a curated record
AUGAAUCCAAUCCCACCACGAUUUUAUCGUGUCCAGCACAAUGGCUCUUAUACGAUUUUCGACCACGCGGAUGGGUUCGAAUCCCGAGGCCACUACCAGAUGGCAUAUGCAUUUUGGCUCAACAAGGACGAGCCGACUCCGUUCAUAUCUGUAUUUGACAACCUGGGUAGGCUAUUUACGCGGUCAGCCAAAUCCAAAUGUACCCCUUUACUGAUCCUUCUCGUCUUUGCAGGUGACGCAAAUGAACGAGCCUUGUUACUUCGCCGACGCAAUACUGGCGUCUUCGUGGCGGAAAUUGAUACCUCGUCGUUGCAGGGUGCGAUUCUGGAUAUCCAGUCUGCUGUAGGGGUCAUUCGACUGCCUGUCUGGGUGAACGAGAAAUCCGGCAUAACUUUUGUGUCCACUAGCGCAGUUCGAACGCACCUAGAGGUCAAAUUAAGUGUGAGCCAGAGAUCGGAGUGGUUUGCGCUGGAUCACAUCCCUUAUUCUAUGAUCCGUGGCAUUAGAAACUACUGA